AGCCUAAACUGAGCUGUACGUAUGAAGGUGACCACGGCGCUCGUGGCGCUGUGCGUCGCUCUGUUGGCGUCCGUAGCAGGCAGCGAGGACGUAGAAGACGUCCAAAUAAGCCGCCACCUGCGCCAGGAGUUUGCCGCCAAGCCUGGAGAGACUGGAGGCGUGACGGACUCCACCAACCCGUUGCGGCGUCGGGACCAGGCCCUUGUGUCCUCGCACCGCGUGUACGACCCCGUGUCGGGACUCGCCUGCUCGCUGGUGGGGGAGUGCGUGGCCUGCCCCGAGUCCGAGAGCGACGAGAGCUUCUGCCGCGAGACGGGGUACCGCCAGGAGCUGGACUGCCCGCGGCCGAAGGACCCCAAGGACGCGGCGCUGCUCACCAACCCGGAGGACGAGCGCGAGACGAGGUUCAAGGCCUGCUCGCCUGCAGACACGGCGCGUCCAGGCGUUGCAGUGGUGAAAUUUGAGGCGGUGAUGGCGGCGGUGCUGGCGGUGUCGUUCAUGCUGCUGCGACGCGAGCGAGGGAACCACAUGAACUCGUUUGACCUGCGGAAGGACCCGCGGCAACGCGCCGGCUCCGACUAAAUUUCGUAUCCACGUGCGUAGUUAUCAGGCUUGCGGUGCUCAUUGCGAUUUUGCAUGCUGAUGGUUAUCUCUAGGGACUGCUCUCUACUAGGAUAGUAUGCACUACAGACUACCUAUGUUUCGCAAUUGGG
Phytophthora sojae is the source of this 713-nucleotide messenger RNA. RefSeq lists its product as hypothetical. The record is from RefSeq and is a predicted model, not a curated record. Lineage: Eukaryota; Oomycota; Peronosporomycetes; Peronosporales; Peronosporaceae. The transcript has 2 exons. Bases 22 to 582 code for a protein of 186 amino acids.